AUUGUUGGGAUUUUCAGGGUGUGGCCACUUUUCCUUUUAUAACUCCUCUUAGAUUGUUGCUUUGCACCACUGCACCAAACAAUCUUCCACCAUGUUUCUGCUUGCAGCACUUGUUGGCUGCCUGCUCGCCCUCACAGCUGAGGCCAGAAUCGGGAACUGCUCUGAGCUCCCAUUCUACACCGAGACAAAUCAAUGUCUGCUGUUUAAGGUCAUCUGCGAGACUAACAAGUAUGAGGUGCGCCACUAUGAAGCUGCCAAGUGGGUGACAACCACAGAGGGGUCAUGGUCCAUGGACUUUGCCUGUAUGAACGCAUUUAUGCGGCUGUUUGAAUACAUCAGUGGUGAAAAUAAGAAUGGACAAAAGAUUGAAAUGACGGCUCCUGUUCUGAUAAAGAUAAAUGAAGAAAAGAAGUGGUUUUGGGAAACUAAACAAUACACAAUGAGCUUCUUGUUGCCCAAGGAGCACCAGGCCAAUCCUCCAAUGCCUACGGACAAUCAGGUGUUCAUAAGUGAUAUGCCAGCCUUGAAUGUGUACGUGCGGAGCUAUGGCGGGUGGAUGACCUCAUGGACUGACUGUCAUCACAAAGAAGCCCUGAUGUAUGACCUGACGAAGGAUGGCGCUAGCUUCAAAGGCGACUCCCAUUUGGGCGUUGGAUAUAACAGCCCCAUGACACUGUGGUGGAAUAGGCACAACGAGGUGUGGGUGAUCGCUGAGGGCAACCCAGUGUGUUCGAGCAGUGAGGAAAUGGACUGAGGCUUUAUCAUCCGACGCAUGUUGUCACUUUGAGACACCCAGCAGCAUAUAUGAGUGAUUGGGUUCUGCAUUUGAAAUUAUGAAAAAAUAAAAAAAUAAAAAAAUCGUUUUAAAAAAAAUCAAUAAAUGUUAUACUGUAUCAAUAAAGCUACUCAUUUUAAGUUGAUUCUCAUCAUUGUGAAAUGCACACCAAAUCUAAUGAGAUUAGCUAAUUAAGGAAUGUAAUGCUCACGUUUCCACAGACAUUGUUUAUAAUUAUGUUUUAUUAUUGUGAUGUAGAGCGGUGUAGAUAAACAUAUGUCAAGUCAAAUCAAGUCAACAGUAUUUAUAGAGCACUUUCAAACAGCCAUCGCUGCAUACAAAGUGCUGUACAUGGAGCGAUUUAACUAUGUGUAUGUGAAUAGCGAUUGAUAAAUACAAAAUUAUAAUUGUAAAAUAUGAA
Molecule: messenger RNA, 1196 nt
Organism: Hippocampus zosterae (dwarf seahorse)
Lineage: Eukaryota; Metazoa; Chordata; Actinopteri; Syngnathiformes; Syngnathidae
Gene: soul5
Product: heme-binding protein soul5
Exons: 7
Coding region: 92-754 (220 amino acids)
Cellular component (GO): cytoplasm
Source: RefSeq, a predicted model, not a curated record